AAGGCUCAGGUAUGUGGAGUAAACAUCUAAGUCAUUUUAAAGUCAAAGCUGCGGCAGAUGUUUCAGCAGCUAAAGUGUCAGACACUCUCAGCAUGUGAGUGUGAGUUAAUUUAACAGCAGUGACAGGCAGUGGAAACCUCUGCCUGCUUGGAUUCACGUAAAGGAAAUAUAACGCAGGCGAUGGGCCAAUAAUAACACACCAGAGACCAAAAGUGAGAAUCAUUAAACAUGUUCCUGUUAUGACAUUGAGGGGCUAUUAUGAGUGAAACGGUUUAUAAAAGGGGGAGCCUGUCUGCGUCAUCAGGACUGUCAACAGAUCAAAUCUGACCUGAAACGUCUUCCUGUGUCUCUCACGCUAAAUUAAUUUUGUAUAUUACAGAAAGUUCAAACGAGUUCAAACAAGGAAAAAAAAUCAUAAACAUGCCAGGAUAAUUAUGGAUAAAAUCUAAUCUGGUUACUUUUUGUUUAAAAAAGGAAAACAGUCGGUAAAGAGUGUAGAGACAUUAAGCUCUGUGAAAACCUGAGAGUCUUCUCUACUGUCACAAUAAUCCCAAACAGUUCUGCCAACACACACUCACACGACUGUAUUAAUCUCUUGUUGAGAAAUUUCCAACAAAAUAUGGAUUUUUGCAGUGGGAGGUGACAUGUCAGAGAAAAUAAUAGACAGGCCCAAAAAGGCUUAGUGGUUUCAAACAAGACAGUGGAUUUUGGAUUUGCCUAAUCUGUUGCAUAUUUAUGCCUCGCUGGAGUAGUGUUUCAUUGAAAUGCUUUCAGCGUCAGGGACAUUUGCAGCCCCUCUAAUGAUUAGCCGAAACAAUUUCAGGAGAUGUUUAGUUAUUUUUUUAAAAAAACAUAUGUAAAUCACCUUUUAAAACCAGACAGCGCACAGUAAAUUCAGACAUAUCCUUUAAUGAGCUGCCAAAAGAUGUUCACGACCUAUUUUUCUUCUACUGUAUCGGGUUUAAUGGCUUUGUUUUUCAUUUUUCUCCCUUUGAGUGUGGAUGCAGCUCAGGACAGAAGUCAAUAAAACCUUUGAGGGAUGGUUUGUGACCCAUUUUAACAGCAGUAGCAUGUGUCACGCUCGGGUGAAAAGCUGUGCGGCUAAGAGUUUUAAAAAAAACACACUACUGGUAUUUUUAUAUAGGCGAACAUAAAUGAUAGAGGAUCCAGAAUUUAUACCUCAGACUCUGAAGACACAGGAACAGGUCUUAUAUAAUAUUUGAUUUGUGACUAGAAGGAAAAAUGUAAAGAUAAAACAGACACCUAAGGCCUUUUUCCUUUAGUUUAUCACCUGUAGUAACCUUUUUAAAACAACUUUAAAUAAUGUCAGUGCAUUCUUAUUGUCAUAGCAGAUUGAACCUUUUGAACUCCUUGUAGUUGUGUAUUGGCCUGUAGGGGAGAGUGGGGUAAGUUGAGCCACCCCCUGUUGCUUGGAAAUGAUAAAAGAAAUUGAUCAUGUGACCAAAUAUUUAGGAGAUGGACAUCAAUUCAUGGAAUUUGUGAAGGUUAGAAGCACAUGGGUGAAGGGGUUAGAUAUUUAAUUACAAAAAAAACAUUCAGACCAAAAAAGAUCAUUUUAGAUUUGUUUCGUACAUCAAUUGUGGUAUCUAUGAGCUACAACAUGAGGUCAAAAAUCUAGCAUUAAAGUCCACCAUUUUAGCUUAGAGGACUAAUAAAGUCAUAACAGUAGUUCUGGGGUAACUGAGAAAGUAAAAGAGUCUGAUGAGAGGAUCAGAGUUUCAGUUCAGAUUGCUGAAAUGUGUUUCGUUAUGUGUUAUGAAAUGUAUUUAUGUUCUAAAUCACUUAAAGAUAUUCUCAUGUCAAAAUGUUUUUUUUUACAAAACAGCUUUUUAGCAGUUAUAUGUAAUAAUAUUAAAAAGAAUUAUUGUACCAGUUGAAUAUCAUAUAAUAGAUAAAAAUACACAUGAAUGUGAAGAAGUGACUGUUAUUUAGGGAGAGAGAAGGUGAGGGAGGGCUGGGGUGGAGAGUUUAGUUACCCCAUACACGGGGUAAGUUGACCAUAGGAGACCACUUUUUUUGUCAUGCUAUAUUAUCAAGACAGCUAUGUUUACACUCAUUCUGUUGGUUUGCAGGGAUGCACAACAUCUUGAAAUAUAUGCAGAUACACUAGUUAGAGACAAAACUAUGAUUGACUUGAUGUAGUGAUCUGAAAUAUGAAAAACUGCUCAUCUUACCCCACUCUCCCCUACAGAGUAUUUCUUGUAAACGCAUCCAUACAGGCUGAUGUUUUUCACAGGCCUUCACUGCUGCUGUAAUCACCGCUAAUUCACUUCUCAUGCCGAGAAUCUCUGACACUUCCUGUGCUCUUCUUAUGAAAGCGCCUACAACAGAAAUGACUUCAUGAUGAGGAGGAUGAACUUGUUGCCAGAACCGUAUUAAUAAGAUUGAAAGUUCAAUUUGGGGCUCAGUAUAUGCCCUAAAUUUCACUUUUACUGUUACGAGUGCAGACAUAUCAGUAUGCAAAGUCUUCACCAGAGUGACUGCAUGAAACCUCCGAGCAUGGGGCAUAAUUUAUUCUUAGUUUAAGCAUGAAGGGAUUAGUUACACAAUAAUCAAGUUAAUUGUCAAGACAAUAUGAUAAUCAUGAGGCACAGAGGAGAUUAUACGAGCAUGUAGGGAAAAAAGCUCUGUCGAUUGGUCUCUGAACACUUCAUAUGCAGUCUUGUAAACUCAGAAUGACCUUCGACCCACUUCUUUAGAGUGUGAGCUUGUUAUUGUCAAUCUGCAUCUUUAAAUGAAUGCAGAAGCCGGAGCCAGCUGAGUGAAAGGAAAUGUUCAAUUUCUGUAUCCUUGAUUCCAAAUCUUGAUCAUCCCUCUAAACCUCAAAACGCUGAACAGAAACACACUCCCUGAUGGAAAAGAUUCAUUUUUAUCAUUCACCACCUGAGCCAGCCGAGACAUAAAACAAAAAGAAUUUUUAAGUUCUCAUCAUUUCAACUCAUGCCAGGAAACGAACAUCAAAGAUUCUCAACGACUUUACCCACCCACCGCCAUGUGGUUUCCACACCUGCACGGCCCACUGACACACUGCUGACGGAAACGCAUCUCUGCUGAAUGGGUGGGAGAUGUACGUCUGCUGCAAGAACAUAUGGCCAACAUUUAGAUAGGAGAAUCAUCAACUGGUACCCGCUUACAGAGAGAGGAGUCGAGCCUGUAUGUUUGCGUGUUGCUUACAUGCCCACGUGUGCGCUCAGAUGUUUAGACCGCUGUAAACAGCAUGCCACUGCAGCUACACAAUGUUCUCCACGCAGAGAAUGUCAGUGUUGUCAUUAACACAUCGACAACGCCAUGUUCCUGGAAAAGUCUGUGCAGCAUUUCAUGGAUUUCAUGCAGCAGUUAAGAGUAGUAGGGGAGACCGGGGGUUGUUGUCACAUGGGUAAGUUGUCAUAUUGCAAUUAUCUUUGCCACCAGAUGGCCGACUAAAAAGUGGAAUACUAGUUUUAUUCCUUUAUAUGGUCAGAAGUCGUGUCCUGUCUGAGAAGAGAAGAGAAGAGCGCAUUGUGAGCUGAGAUGAGCGCCAAGCAACCAUUUUGCACAACGCAAAGUAAAAAGGAGAGGAGAAAGCGAGAAGACAUGGUCAGGAAUUUCAAAAGAAACACAAAGCAAGGCAGUGGAGGACAAUAAAGGACUUUAAUGUCAACUACCAUGCCUUGGCUCAGUACUGCAAAACAUCAAUUACUAUGUUCAAAGACUUUUUCUAGUUCAAUGAUAAACAUUUUCUGUGCCUGACUUUGAUGUUCACUUUCAUGUAAAAAAAAUGAGAAUAAUAAUUAUAACUUUCUCCUUGUUUUAUUAGCUGCAAAAUCCACUGUGACAUCUUACCCCAUAUAGUGAGACAACUUACCCGAUGGUGGGGCAGCAUGUCACAUGUUCACACUCUCUCUGCACUGACACAAGAUAUGAAAAUGACAUGAAUACAAAAUAUAUACUAAAGACUUUGGUCUUUCAUCUGGUACACAUUUUGUUUGUAUAUGAUGUAUUGAUUUAAAGAAAUAUAUAAGAGUGUAAAAAGUGUGACAACAAGACCCAGUCUCCCCUACCUGUCAGUAUAUAUUCUUGUAGUGCUACCUAUAUUUUGGUAUUUCUUAUGUCCAAACAUGCAGACCUGUGGAAAAUAAAAGCAGGCAAGUGAGCAAAUGAAUGAAUUAAUAUUCAUGCCUUUGUCAAAAUUUGAUUGGUGAUUGUUUUAACAUGUAAACAAUAAAACUGAACAUGAUUAGGAUUGUGAAACUGAUUAUUAUACUACAGAUAAAGCUGGAGGUGUUAAUUCACAUUCAUCCGUUUGGUUUCAUUGAAUUGAAAUGAUUUAUGACAAUCCAUUCAGUGAUCUGAGAGAGUUAUCUAACUAGAUUAAAUCAGAGUACAAAGUGAUGAACAUCCCCAAAGCUAUCGGGAAGCCUGAGGCAUGUUGUAAGCUGACAAUUAACAUCCAUGUGUUUUAAAAAGACUUGAAAAAUGCUUGUAGAAAAGAAGUGACUUUUACUACAUAAGUAAUUAUACCUCCAUGAACGUCGAUGGCUACCAUUUGCACUUUGACCUACUCCAUAAACCUCAAGCCUGUCGCUCAGAUGUAGAAGUCAGACUCCAUCUGCGUCUUGGACAAGCUGGAACAUGAAACACUGAGCGCACAAAGUUUAAGCCAAGCUGUUCUUUUCUUAUCUGAUGAACUGCCCUAAAAGACUGACCUUACACCGAACCCUCUUAUCAAUACAGUUCAGUGUGACGUGAACAAGAGGUUAAAGAACAGUGGGUUUACAGCUGCUGCAGCUGCUUUACAUCACCACAGUGAGUCUGAUCCAAUUUGUUAUGUAAUAAUGAGAUGUGAAGUUCGAUAUGUCCAUCAGGUGUAAAUCCUUUUUCGAUAAUCAUUUACACAUAUAGAGUAGUACUGUUAGAGUAUGUCUUGAACAUUUUUAGUUCAAUCAAAUCAAUGCAGUUUAACUUUAGACAAUUACAUUAAAUCAUAGUGCAGAUUUUAACUUUAAAAAGUGUCACGAAGAAACUCCACUCUCACACUUCUUUGUCUCUCUUGCCAGGAAAAAAAUGAGGGUAUGCAUGUUUGUGCAAAAUGCAAACUUUAAUAUUUUUGAUUCUUUCAAGAAAAGAGUUUUCUUACAUUCUUGCUGAAACAAAGAACCUCGUCUAUAAAUAAUUUAUCUGUGGUGAAGAGGCAGUGACAAAUUGAUACAGCACAUUAUAAAGACACCCUUGUUGCCAGGAAACACUUAACUGGAGUCCUGACCCUGGUGCUUUUCAUUCAGCAGCUGUUUUUUGAAGCAUGCUGCCAUCUAGUGGUGUCUUAUAUUUAUGUCCAUGGCAGUAUUUUUCAGUUCUGUUUUUAAUGUAUUUAUUAUUCAAACGAAUACCUAAUAAACAUUGAACUGCUGCCAAAAAGACGAGUGCUACUCCACUAAAAAGUCUAAUCUCAGUGUUUAAAUUUUAAGACACAAUAUUUAAUUUCUAUAUGAAAGCAGGGUUGAUUGUCGUUCUUUCAAUUCCCAGCCAUGACUCCUCACUACCUUAUAAAUAAAAUCAAAAUGCCCCUAAAUAUAACUUUAGGAGUCCUUAACACAGUCCACAUGCUAUAGGCAAGUUCUGAGUUUAUAGAUUAAAAUAGUCCAGUUUUAAACACCUUGCAGAGCGUGUUUGUAUAGUUGAUUUUUUUGAAAUGACAACGUAAAACACUUGUCCAGAGAAUAACAACUUUUUUACAGCAAUGAAACAAAACAAAAAAUAAAAUAGUUGUUUACUGUCAUUAAGUACGUUCACAUGUGCUCAAGUAUCUUGGUGAUGUGUUGCCCAUGAAAACAUCCUGUCCUGCUUUUAGAAACUUAGCCCUGAUUUUGAGAAAGCAGAAUAUGCUAACUAGAACACUUAGAUAAAAAAAAAUAAAUAAAGUGUGGCAAUUCAAACCUUGUGUCUGAAUAUUCUUGAACACCUAAGCUGUGAAAAAAAGAAAAGGCUGAGGCAAAGCUGCACCCAGAUGUUCUGAAACUGUCAUGAUCAUGUGUGCAGAUAUAAUCAGAUUUCUCUUCAUCUCUGUAAACAUUAAGAUCAACGUACAACAUGAAAGAGCACAUCACUGUCUGUCUGCUUCUCUGUACUCUCUGCCGGUAGCCGAGGGAGUAAUGCCCCAACUGGACAGCAGGUGUGCUCUUAAGCACUGCAGCACACAACCCUCCGCAGUGCAACCAUGCCUGUGUGUGUAAAUGUGUGUGUGUGUGUAUGCAUCAUGUGCGUCUGCCAGCUUGGCCACUGCUGCUCCUGCCACUCUGGAGGAGCAGGGAGAAAGAACGCUGGAGGAGUGGAGGGAGAAAGAGAGGCAGGGGGAUAGAGAGAGCAGACGGAGAGAGGGAGAGAGAGAGAGAGAGAGAGGGAGUCCAGGCCCAAAUAAAGCCAUGGGGGCCGGGGCUGGGCUGGGCCCCCUUCUGCUAUAAAUACGCUGGCCGCCUGGAGGCUCGGGUUUGGUGGUUGGGGCUUGGGACCGGUGACCGCCACUGCUGCAGCGGCCUUCCUCAAGGGAUUCUCCUCCGCUUACUCAUCAUCCUCAUCCUGGUCAUCAGUGCUCUGGACAGCCAAGAUGCCUCGCGUGGAUGCAGACCUCAAGCUGGACUUUAAGGAUGUCCUCUUCAGACCCAAAAGGAGCAGCCUGAAGAGUCGUUCAGAAGUGGGUACCAUUAAAUAUUUGAUUAUGAGAUGAAAUAUUCAAAAUACAGAGCAAAUCUAACAUCAGAGGGGGAGACUCCUCUAAAGGAGUGAAGUCAGGUUUAUGUGCCAUUCAUAUGAGAAAUGCACUAGCAUAUAAACCAGUAUGGUGGGUGACGCAACAGUUAAUAGCUAUGUUACAUGAGCUUAGACUAUAGGGUGGCAGUUUGGGCCUACAAACACUGUGUACUUUAUAUGUGACAUCAAGACUAUUAACCUCAUAAUCUUAACAAGGAUUCCGCUCAAAAGCUGAAGAUUAUACUUCCAGUCUAGUAUCUACAUUUCUGCCUAUCCUUAAGUUAAAUACAAUAAGGUGUAGUAUAAAGCAAAGGUACUCUGUAUGACCAUGAAACAGCAGAGUGACCUUCUUAAAGGUGACAGAAAACAGAGCUAGCCUGUACCAGACACAGGCUCUGCACAACAACUGUCCAAAAAAACAAAACAAAAUAAGAGUGUAAAGGGUUAAAAAAAAAAAAAACAAUGAGGAUUUUGAUCAGUAUGGAGUAGUUUUCUCAUCUCUUAUAAUUCUAAUCAGGUAUAAGAGGAAACUGUUCAUCCAGAGCACUCUUUGAUUUGGCUCACAAAGACAGCACAACGUUCACCUCCUUGUUCUCACUCGACUUGAUUAAGUUUCACAAUAACAGGGCCCGGUGCUGAUCAAGUAUGACAAGACACUGGUGGUACUAGUUCUGAUUUGGAAGGUGGAAGUGGGAGGGAGUUGGCCUUUAAGAGUUUACAUGCAACAUGAGACACGGGAUACUUCUCAGAAAACCUGUUUAAAAAUAGACCCGUGUGGUACAGUCAACCUUCGCACAUGCCACAGACUGAUCAUGAUAACGAGAUAUAUAUAUAUACGCAGACACAGAUGACAACGCAGAGAGCAGACUUUCACACCAUCCAUAGACUUGACAUCGCUUUUCUCUAAAGUAAUAAAACUACACAGACGACACUUAAGUACCAGGAUGUGAUAACUUCGCUGCAGGAUGUCAGUAGACUGCAGCUUAAAUAUCGUGACCCUUGCAAUGUGAACUGAUCCAUGUAUUGAGUAAUGUCAGCACUUAGCAGGUGCAGAAAUCCUCCUGUCAAAGAUAAGCUGACAAGACAUUCCUAAGGUUGUUUACUUGACAGAACAACGUCUAUGAACAAACUGCGAGGUAAAUCACAUCAAUAUUAAAGGACCACAUGCUAAGUAAGCUGGUAAUCAAACACUGAUGCUGCACAAUGAGCAGAAAUGGCUCCUCGAAUCUCCAAUGAAUACCUUCAUGGAUGCCUUCAUAUCAAAUGUGAAUUUUGUGUGCAAAAAAAAAAAAGACAUGCGGGAACACUUUACAAUAACUAUAAUUUAUAAAUGGUAAAAAGAUAGUUAAUUAAUGUAAGUUAAUAGUUACUUUACCAUUAACAAGCAAUAGAAUUAUGAUUAAUAAUUUUCAUUAAUUAUUAAUGGACUAUUUAUUAAAGGUUUAUAUAGGGUUUAAAUAUUGGUUGUGAAACAUCUAGAUUAAAAUGUGUGUCAGUAACACUUUGUAAAUGGUUAAUAUUUGGUUUUUAAACCAUCUAUAAACAUCACUUAGAUGGUUAUUGUAAAGUUGCAACUGAUGUUUGUAAUACUUUGUAAAUGAUUAAUAAGUUAUUUAUAAACCACCUAUAUAAACAUUACUUAGAUGGUUAUUGUAAAGUUAGGGUUAGGAUUUUAAAAAUGUAAAAUCUACAAUUUAUUAAUGGUCUAUAUGGUAUUUAUAAAUGAUGAUUAAACAUUAAUAAACUAUCUGCUUACCAUUUAUAAAUGGUCUAUUUACCAUUUAUAACUUAUGGUUAUUGUAAAGUGUUACCACAUAUUCUACAGACAAACUGUAUUAUCAUAUGCUUAGCCAGAUGUUUUGCUGAUCUAACCCCCGAAUAACAGAUUUUACGCACUGACCUGAAUCAGUGUGUCAAACUGAUGAUGUUUUAUGAGUAACAAGUCUGGGAAAUCCUGCUGAGUCAAUGUGCUGUAGUCAUAGAUAAGGGCUGUUUUGAGAGGUGAUAGAUCUGCACAAGUGAACACUACUCUUGUAUUAUCUAUACUUAUAACAUCACUUUUCUUAUACUUGUGUUUGCUACAGUUUGUGCAAUAUUUCCUCAGAUGGGGUUGUUAUAAAUAAUGUACAUCUUGACUAGAAACCUCAUUCAGUAAUGUGGAGCUUGGUUCAAGAAAUUUAAGCACUUUAAAUCAAAGGGUUACUUUUGGUUUCGAUAUUCUUAAGUUUCAGUUUGAAAUAAGUAAAACACCGAACUUAAAAUAAUUUUACAUGUAAUCGUACAAGGUAAAAGUGGAUACAGUGAAUAUAAUACAAGUGCAAAAAGAAAGGAGUGAAGACAUAGCUUAAGUUAGCCAACAUUAGCCAACAUGUCAGUACAAGCUAGCUGUCAGAAUGUCUUGUAUGAUUUCUCUUGGCAAAAAACAACUGAAGUUUGCUAAUGUUAGCCAACACUAGCAACUACAACCUAGCUAGUCAAUUCUUUAAAUAUUUGUAGGAAAAAGAUAAAUAUUUGAAAACAUGUGCACACUCUACUCAUGCUAAUAAGCUAACCUUUCAACAGCCCUGUUUGGUCCAUAUAGCUUAUCACAUUACAGCAGCACUAUCCACUGGAUCUAAAUGAUUCAGUGGAUCCCCUACCAAGACCACAAAUGAGCUGCUCCUUUCUAACAGAAAAUCCGCUGCUGCCUUUACUAAGUGUUGCAUGAAAAGUGACUAAUUUGACAUAAUAAAUAGUUAGCUACACCUGAUGUUGAUGAAACUUUUGCCCACAUCUUCUCCUCCUCAGGUGGACCUUCAGAGGACCUUCACAUUCCGCAACUCCAAACAGACAUACACUGGCAUCCCCAUCAUUGCUGCUAAUAUGGACACGACAGGAACGUUUGAGAUGGCACAGGUCCUCAGCAAAGUGAGUUAGCAGGACUAAUAAUAUGAAGGAAUAUAAAUAAGAGCCAUUGUUUGUGCAUUUCUCUUAGUGUGGGCCUGCCAAGACCAGGGUGGUGCAGGGAGCUUUGGUGAAAUGUGACUAGGCCCCUUGUUGUGGAAGCUAGCAGCUGUUAGCAUCUUGGAUGUUGCCUCUUUUCUUCUGUUGCACCCACUGUCUUGUAUAUAAAAAAAAAAAUAAAAAUGUAUGUGUAAGAGAAAAUAAUAUCAAUUAUUCGAAGAGGAUAUCAAAGUAUGUCUUUUAAUUGCUUCUUCUGUCUUUUUGUCUAGCACACCCUCUUCACAGCCAUUCAUAAACACUACUCUGUGGAGGACUGGAAGAACUUUGCUGCUAACCAUCCAGACUGCGUAGAGGUAAUAUCACCAAUGUUUGUUCUUCAAAGUAGCCAUCCCCACUUUAAGAAAACUACACACCUUACUCCCGAUUUUGUCUUUUUCUCCACAGCAUAUAGCUGCCAGCUCAGGCAGUGGGAAAGCAGAUCUGGAGAGGCUGUGUGCCAUAGUGGAGGCUGUACCCGCCCUUAAGUACAUCUGUCUGGAUGUAGCCAAUGGCUACUCAGAGUACUUUGUGGAGUUUGUUAAGACAGUCAGGGAGAAAUUUCCUAAACACACCAUUAUGGUAAGAGACACAGAUGUGUUAAAGUUGAGUUUUAUAUGAUGUGCAAAGGAAUGUGUCCUAUAGGGCUAAUGCUGUCUGUGUUCCAGGCUGGUAAUGUGGUAACCGGGGAGAUGGUGGAGGAGCUCAUCCUGUCCGGGGCUGACAUCAUCAAAGUGGGGAUAGGGCCAGGUGGGUGGGUUGAAGGUCUGAGUGUUCUCAAACGAGUGUCAAUGCGAAACUUUACAGGCUUCAUAUGCAAGCACAAACACAACCGAGAUUGUGACAUGCAUAAAGACAUGCGCGUGAUCCAGAAAGACAAAGACAGGCUGCUCAGAUAGCAUAAGUAUGCAGCUUUGGCUCUUUGGAUUUACUGUGCUUAGUAUACUGUAUGCAUCACACUAUUAAGAGCAAGUCCAACUCAUAUGUCGCCUUCAAUAUAAUUUAAGAUAAAAAUUUAAAAAAUAAACAGAAAGAAAAAGCUAAAUUACAUCAAUUAAAAAAAGAUGGUUAUUGUGUGAUCUGUGUGUUACAGGGUCUGUCUGCACAACAAGAAUCAAGACAGGGGUGGGUUACCCCCAGCUCAGUGCUGUAAUAGAGUGUGCAGACUCAGCUCAUGGACUCAAAGGACAUAUUAUCUCUGUAAGUCCACCGUUGAAACAUCACAGACACCUAAGGCUCAUUAGCAAAAAUGUUUUAGACAUAGAUAGUUUUACAUAUAAUAGGAGAGCUCAGAUGUUCAAUUUGCUUUCAUUACAUUGGCCUAUUUUCAAAGUACUUAUUUUUGUUCUUUUUUUGUCCAUCUUGUUCAUGUCUAAGUCCAUGUUAUGCUGUUUCAGGAGGACAAAUUUCUUUAUUACUUAUAAUAAUACCAGGUUGCAAACAGUAGAGGGCGUCCUCAGUCUUUGGAUUUUGAUGGAACAAUCACAAACUGAUGUUCUGACUUUUUCAAUUUGAUGUAGGGCCUGAUAAGUAGGCGGGUGCGUUUAAAAAAACACCUAAACUGUGUUGACAUUUAAUCACUGCCCAGGACCUUUUAAGGAACACAUUUCUGACCAUUUGGAGUCAAUUGGUAAUAAAAAAAAUCAGAAAAGUGUCAACACUUGUUCAAGUCUUAGGGUUAUGUUGGGUUAGGUUGGGGUGACAUUGGGGUAUUGGGGUUAGGGUUAUAGGGUUAAGGGUUAACAUCACUGUCCAGGACCUUUCAGGAAGCACGUUUCUGACCAUUGGGCGUCAAUUGGUGCAAAAAAAAUUAGGAAAAGUGUCAAAAAUUUUUAAGGUGUUGGGGUUACAUUGGGGUAUUGGGGUUUGGGUUAGGGUUAGGGUUGUGGGGUUAAGGUUCAAAUUUCAGACCAUUUGGAGUCAAUUGGUACAAAAAAAAAUAGGAAUAGAGUCAACAUUUUUAAAUGUUAGGGUUACGUUAGGGUAAAGUUGGGAUAGGGUUCGGUUAAGGUUAAGGUUACCCUAUUUGCCUGGGGUGUCUCCCCUGGGCUUUCUACCUAUCAUAGACACCAUCUUGGCACCUUUUUAGUGGUCAAACUUUGGUAAACUUUUGGUUUGUUAUCAAGGACAUCUAAUACAAUAAAAAAAACAGCUGAGAAACCUUUUGUUAGAAUGUUUUUGGGGUCAUGUCAUAUUUGCACCUGUCUACAGUUACUUCGUGUGUGUUUUUCCUCUGUCCAGGAUGGCGGCUGCAGUUGCCCAGGAGAUGUAGCUAAGGCCUUCGGUAUGUAAUCAACCAACGAUUUUUGCUCCUUUCUUCCAUUAAAUUGGUCUCAUAUUGGAUCAUGUAUGACUACAAAAAUCUUUCUGUGCCUCCUCAGGUGCUGGCGCUGACUUUGUGAUGAUGGGCGGAAUGCUCGCAGGCCAUGAUCAGUGCACAGGAGAGAUCAUUGAGAAAAAUGGAAAGAAAUACAAACUCUUCUAUGGCAUGAGCUCUGACACAGCCAUGAAGAAAUAUGUGGGUGGAGUCGCCGAGUAUAGGUAAGUAACAAUCGGCUCGUACUUAUGUUUUCAAAGAACCAGUCACUGACACAAACAGCUUUAUAAGAUAACAAUAAACUAAGAUGAGCAUAAAGGCAUCCGAAGACAAAUAAUGAAUUUUUACACAAACAGCUAAGAAUCUAACUGAAUAACUGGGAAAAUUACCUAUGACCUAUCAAUGUUGGUUACAGGUAACUCAUUUGUCAAGUAUAACACAUUUUGUCAGCCUGGGUACAUCAAACUGUUUGCUGGGGCAGGUUGACUUGUAAAUGGAUGAAGACUAUUCUUAUAGCUGCAUUGCUCAAACAGUUGGCUGGUUACGUCUGACUUUCAGCGAACACGACUUAUUCUAACAGCUGGGCUACCUAAUUCGGUCAUCUGGGCACUCUGUUGGCCGAGGUAGCUCAUUCUGUCAUGUAAGAACUCUGCUGGCUAGUGAAGCUCACCCUGUCUUCUCGGAACUCUGUAAGCUGAGGUAGUUCAUUCUGUCAGCAGGGGUACCUAAUUCUGUCAUCUAGGAAGUUGUUUGGCUGAGGUAGCUAAUGCUGUAAGUUCAGGUAGCUUUAUUCUGUCAACAAGGGUAGCUCAUUUUUUUUGAGUUUUACAGAGUUCAUGGUGACUAAUAAAAAUCAGUUUAUUUCCAUGAAAAAUCUGCCAAAUCUUCUCUGCCGAUGCAAACACCUUAUUCUCAUCCCAUUGGCUCUUGUUUGGGAUUGUCUGAUGGAUUGGACGAUUGAAGUUUGAAGAAUUUAUUGGUCAGAUUAAAGGCAUUUUGACAUGAUCUGCAUCAUACAAGUAAUGAUAUGCUAAUUUAGAAGUUUAAAACAGCGUUAAUCUCCUUUAUUAUGGGCUACCAGGUAACAGUCAGUAAGUAGAGGGAACACUUAAACACAAACUUACUUUUCUCUCUUCAAUUUCAGGGCAUCUGAAGGUAGGACAGUAGAGGUCCCGUACAGAGGAGAUGUUGAGAACACCGUCCGUGAUGUGUUGGGGGGUCUCCGCUCCACCUGUACCUACGUCGGCGCAGCCAAGCUCAAAGAACUGAGCAGGAGAACCACUUUCAUAAGAGUCACACAACAAUCCAGCCAUAUGUUCACCUAGCAGGAUGUACGCAUUUUACACACAAGUUGCAUGACUCGCAUUGUAUAAUGCUGAUUUUAGAUUUGCAGUAGUAAGACAUGGAAGAGGAAAGACGCACACCCACACUUACGGAGACCCUUUAAUGUGAGCACCCAGCCUGUCUCUCUCAGGGUAUGUUCUGCGAGCUGUUCAUCUCCUGCACGUUGUGAUCGAAAGUUCAACGUGAAACAUUUUCACAAAGAGUGACUGUGCUUUAACUUGAUCAUGCGGUGAGUGUGUUUACAUGCCUACAGACAUGCAAAUAAAAAAAUAUUGCCGACACAAUGCGUAUAAACACACUCAGCAGGACAGGAGGAGAUGGUAUUUGUGCUACGAUGAAUGUACAAAUCAUUCUGCAAGACCCAAAGAGGUAGUCCUGUAACUGUCACUGGAGAAAUCAUGUUGCAAUAAACUGCAUGCAGGACCCCCUGCUACUUUCCUCAGAGGUGGUGUUGUCUGUGAAAAGUCACCAUUGUGCUUGUGUGGAUAUGUUAUACCAAGCCAAGACAUACAGCUGAUUGAUGUAUUUGUGUGUGUGUGUGGAGGUCACAUUUGAGUUAUUGAUUUCACUUUGCCUGUUUUUUGAUCAAGGGCAUCAACACAUUUGUGGUUUCUGCUGCAUUUUCUGGUACUUUUAACAUAAAACUUGUGUCAAGCAAUAUCAAAAAUGAAACAUAAGAUGAGAAACAGCACUAAAAAUGUGAUUCCUUCAGUUAGAAUCGUAUUUCUGUGUGAGAAACUGCCCUCUUUUGUGGGUGUUGGGUUUCCAGAUAAACUUGUAUGUAGGAUAAGGUAUAAUGUGUUCUUUAAAGUGAGUUUCAACACUGCUGACCUCUCUACAUAGGAACGGGUGUAUUUAUUAAACUUUUAAAUGGA
Messenger RNA from Xyrichtys novacula (pearly razorfish), 14259 nucleotides. NCBI's taxonomy places the organism in Eukaryota, Metazoa, Chordata, Actinopteri, Labriformes, Labridae. The record is from the annotation of a GenBank genome assembly.